AUAGUUACUACUACUAGCUUUAUAUACAAGACUUAGCUCAACCUUACCUGCUCAAGGUGGGGGGUCAAUGAGAAGAAAAAUAAUAUAAAGGCUCAUUUAAAAAGCUAAAAGGUUUUUUUUUUUUUAAAAGCUGAUGAUUUCACAAAGCAAAUUACUGCUUUUUAGGUUAUUAUGAUAUUGAAGCAACCAAGUAUGUGCUUAUAUUCAUUCAAUAUCUUCUGAUACAGAAUAAUAAAGGAUAGAUUCUCUUGAUAUAUAAAGAUUUAGCUAGCUAGUAGAGCUUCAUCUUUAAGAUAUAUAUAUAUUCUCAAAAAAAGAUCACACUACCCACUACAAAAAUCCACCCAUAUGUUAGACAAUCACCACCAUCACCACCACCACUUCACUUCAACACCUGGCCCUAGUUCAGGUUUAGGGGGUCCUUCUUCUUCUUCUGAUCAUUUUCCUUCCCAAGAUAAUAUUAAUAAUGGUCCUCCUGGCAAAAGAAAAAGGCGCCCUGCGGGUACUCCAGAUCCGGAUGCUGAGGUAGUGUCUUUGUCACCAAAGACAUUACUAGAGUCAGACCAAUACGUAUGUGAGAUCUGCAACCAAGGGUUUCAACGGGAUCAGAAUCUACAAAUGCAUAGAAGGCGUCACAAGGUACCAUGGAAAUUACUAAAAAGGGAUUCACCCGAGAUCAAGAAGAGGGUUUUCGUGUGCCCCGAACCGAGCUGUUUGCACCAUGAUCCAUGUCAUGCUCUUGGAGACUUAGUAGGGAUCAAAAAACACUUUAGAAGAAAACACAGUAAUAACAAACAAUGGGUUUGUGAUAAGUGCUCAAAGGGAUAUGCUGUUCAAUCUGAUUAUAAAGCUCAUCUUAAAACUUGUGGCACUAGAGGUCAUUCUUGUGACUGUGGUAGAGUUUUUUCCAGAGUUGAGAGUUUCAUCGAGCACCAAGACGCCUGUACGGUCCGAAGAGUCCAUGCGGACUUGCCAGCAUUCCAGCCCGCAUGUUCAUCUCGGACCGCAUCAAGUACAAGUCCAUCUAGUGACAAGAAUAAUUUCAGUUCCAUUCCAACUACUAUGCCAAUAAGACAUAUUCCACAUUUCCAACAACAAGACAUUCAAAGGAACUUGGAACUUCAACUAUUACCAUCAUUAUCCCUCUAUGAACAUAACAAUUUGAAUCUCUCGAUUGGAAGCGGACAUAGUUUGCAAAACAAAGAAGAAGAAAUGAGGAUUGCUAUGGCAGACAAGGCAUUUGCAGAAGAUGCAAGGCAACAAGCCAAGAGACAAAUUGAGAUGGCCGAGAUGGAGUUCGAAAAUGCAAAGAGGAUUAGGCAACAAGCACAAGUGGAGUUAGAAAGGGCUAAAGUUCUACGCGAACAAGCGACAAAAAAGAUCAGUUCCACCAUGUUGGAGAUCACUUGUUAUUCUUGUAGGCAACGGUUUGAAGCCGCUAGUUAUAUUGGCGCUGCGAGUACAAUGGAUGAGACCUCCAUCGCCCCGAGUUACAUGUCUUCGGCAUUAACUGAAGGUGAAUAAGCAGAUUGUUAGUACUAUUUUUCAAAACGCCACUAUUUCUUUCAUUUUCUGCGAUAUUUUUGUUUAAACCGGCCGUAUGACUGUUUAUAAGUAAUUUCUUUCGUGGUUUUUUUUUUGUUGUAUUUACUUCGGAAAGCAAAUAAACAAGGGAUUGAAGAAAAUGCUAGUAUAUUUGGAUGUAUAUAUUUUCACAUACUUAUUAAAUUUCUAGUUUUAUAACUAAUUGCUUUCUGACACU
Erigeron canadensis is the source of this 1762-nucleotide messenger RNA. Its product is annotated as zinc finger protein SHOOT GRAVITROPISM 5-like. Gene Ontology annotation, molecular function: DNA-binding transcription factor activity. Bases 349 to 1524 code for a protein of 391 amino acids. The record is from RefSeq and is a predicted model, not a curated record. Gene Ontology annotation, biological process: gravitropism. Lineage: Eukaryota; Viridiplantae; Streptophyta; Magnoliopsida; Asterales; Asteraceae. The transcript has 3 exons. Gene Ontology annotation, cellular component: nucleus.